This is a messenger RNA of Cucurbita maxima (winter squash), 1279 nucleotides long. RefSeq lists its product as uncharacterized. The coding region runs from base 420 to 1085 and encodes 221 amino acids. The record is from RefSeq and is a predicted model, not a curated record. Lineage: Eukaryota; Viridiplantae; Streptophyta; Magnoliopsida; Cucurbitales; Cucurbitaceae. The transcript has 3 exons.
UCAGAAAUAAUAUUUAUAUUUAUCUGAUCGUACUUACCCACUUUAGGUUGCAGAUUCUGGAGAAAAGAUCCAAAACAGAAGUAAAAAUAUUUUCCUUUAAGACAGAGGAAAGAGUAAGUAGAGAGGGAAUCAUUUACCUUUCAUCAUCAUACUCAGACAGCAGUGAUUGUGUUUCACUUCCAUGGUGGUGUGUGUGUGCGCGCGCGCGCCGUUGAGUAAACCCACGCCUGCCCAAUGCCCAUCUCUUCGCUUCCCGUGACGCUUUAAAAUCUGUUUAUCAAAAGAGAUAUCGAUAUUAUUAUGCCUUUGCUUUGGCGUUGGCCUCAGUCCUAACCAGAUCUAGACCACUGAGUUUCAUAAAGUAGAAGCUGUUUCUGUUUCUGGUGCUGCUGUUGUUUGCAGACGUUGUGUUCGACAAAAUGCCAAGGGGGGAAUCGUUUCUGAGGCAGAUAAGUAGAGGGGAGGGCUCGAGAUCAACAUCGAAGAGGUGGGGUGGGGAGUUUAGGAGAAGCCCUGCUUCUGAAGAGCGUGUCAGUGAGGGAAGCCAUUGGAAUGAGAAGAUGGAAGGGGGUGUUAAUAUGUAUGGGAUGGACCAUGGCGGAGUGUCGAGAAGGAAGAGGGUGAUGGUGGUGGUGGAUCAUACUUCACAAUCCAAUCAUGCAACUAUGUGGGCGCUCACUCAUGUGGCUAACAAGGGCGAUGUUCUUACUCUCCUGCAUGUUAUCACCAAUUCCUCCACCGAUUCUUCUUCUUCUUCUUCUUCCCCUUUCUGUGCUACCUCUCUUGGCUCCCUUUGCAAGGCUUCCAGACCAGAGGUAGAGGUGGAGGUGCUGGUGAUCGAGGGGCCGAAGCUGGGCACAGUGAUGAACCAAGUUAAGAAGCUGGAAGUGUCGGUGCUGGUUUUAGGACAGAGAAGGCCUUCGUUUCUCAGCUGCUUUUGUGGGAGUGGUGGGGCGGGAGAUCUGGUGGAACAGUGCAUAAACAAUGCAGAGUGCUUGACGAUUGGGGUGAGGAAGCAGAGCAGAGACAUGGGAGGGUAUGUAAUCAACACCAGAUGGCAGAGGAAUUUCUGGCUUCUGGCUUAGUUAUUGCUUGAAGGUAGAGAAGAGAGUUCUUAUGAAUGAAUGACCCUUGGAAGUAAGUUGUAGUGUAAUCUAAACAAUAAUAACCCUACAGACUACUGAGAUCUGUACAACAACUAACAAGUUUAUCGUCGUCCUAUGAGUUAACAACUUGUAAUUGCUAACAAUCUAUGAGAAUUCAGAACAACGAUCUCUUU